This is a messenger RNA of Anneissia japonica, 2120 nucleotides long. RefSeq lists its product as uncharacterized. Lineage: Eukaryota; Metazoa; Echinodermata; Crinoidea; Comatulida; Comatulidae. The transcript has 2 exons. The record is from RefSeq and is a predicted model, not a curated record. Gene Ontology annotation, molecular function: ubiquitin protein ligase activity; translation repressor activity. Gene Ontology annotation, biological process: protein polyubiquitination; negative regulation of translation; proteasome-mediated ubiquitin-dependent protein catabolic process. Bases 183 to 1295 code for a protein of 370 amino acids.
UGGUGGUGUACAUUGGAUUGGUUUGCCUUCCUUGAAAUUUGAAUAUAUUAAUAAUUAAAUGGGUAAAGACAAUAUCACACACUGACGCAGAUGAAGGAAAGAAAUAGAAGUGUACAGAUAUACACAGAAUUUUUAGUGACUUCAAAAAGAUCAUAAUUCUUAAUUCACAGGAUUGUUUCAAGAUGACUACCAGUGAGCCAAAUCAGGUUGAAGAUAAUGUAGACGAGACAAACUUGUUUGAGUGUAGGAUUUGCUUUAGAAGAAUUCGUAAGCCCAGAUCCUUCAGCUGCCUCUUAAUUUCCUGUUUGGCAUGUGUAAAGGACAGUGUUAAGAUGAAUAAAUUGACUUGCCCAAAUUGCUUAAAAUCAAAUCGCAUUUCUAAGGGUCAUCAUCACAAUCUUUCUAAAGGAUUAAUGAAAACCAUUAAAAUGAAAAAUGUUAGACUUAGGGAUGUGAUUAAGUGUGAAGACGAUUCCUUGCUGGUUUCAUGUUUGACAAACGAAAUACUGAACUACAAGCAAUCAGGAGAAUAUAUUGGUAAAGUUACACUACCACAAGGUGUGGAAGUUAACAGGAUGUACAAAAUGAAGAAUGGUGACAUAGCAUUCAGUGAUUGGGGUAAUAGCUGCAUUACAAUAUGUAAUAUGAAUGGUCAGGUGAUCAAAUCGAUAGGUGAGGAAGUAUUUGAGUUUCCAUAUGGUAUAUUUGGUAUUCAUGUGGAUGAGUCGUCAAAUGUUGUGUAUGUGCCUGCAAUUUGCGAUUAUGGUACAAACCAACAAAUGUUUAUUUUUUCUGGAAAUACAGUUUCAACAUGUGUGUACAAGUUUGACCUCAGCAGUGGGGAGAUGAUCACAAAGAUUCCUCCAAAAAUAUUAAAUGAAGACCCUUGUUGUAUCAACUAUAGGUUGACUGACAUUGCUCUUACAAAUCAAGGGCAUCUUCUGUUACUGGAUGAUUCCUUCAAAAGAAUACAACUAUUUGAUAAUGAGGGAAGGUACAUAAAAUCAAUCAUUAAUAUUAGAAACAGAAAUAGAAAAGUUAAGUUUACACGACCUUGCCGAAUAGUAGUUGAUGAUGAUGGCAACAUCAUUGUAGCAUGUAAUUACCAACUACUUUUAUUCAGUAGUGAUGGAACAUUCACUAAAAGAAUUGAUAAACAAAAAGAUGGAAUUAAGCAUGCAUGUGGGUUGUCCAUCAUUUCAAAUAAUCCACGAAGAGUUGCCGUAGCAACCUGUAAUAAUUUAUACCAACCAAACAAAAAACAAAAAAGUUCAAUAAAAAUAUUAAAUUAUUAAACUAUAUAAUAUUUUCAAUUUCUACAGCAGAUAUAUAAUGAAUCAUUGGUAAUAACAAAUGAAAUGAUACUAGGAUAUCCACAGGAAAGUUUUAUUAAAUUAGUCAUCUAUCCAAAGAAAGUGUCUAAUCCUGUUCGUUAAUUGGCUACAAUACCUUGGGUUAAAACAGUUGUUACUAUUUUAUGGUAAUAACUUCUUUUUAUUAUUUCUUUUUUAAAAUAAUUAUUAUAGACUUAUUUCUUAAAAGCACUACAACAGUUUUUAAGCUCAAUACAAAUUGUUAUUAAAAGUAAAUUAUUAUUAUUAUAUUAUAAUGUUCAAAUUUUUAAUUCUAAUUACUGUAUGAUAUACCAACUAAGUUUAAUUGUUUACAUACCAAAUUAAUAUACUGUAGGAAUAAAAUCUCUGAAGUUGUCAUGAUAUAUGUUGUUUUUAAGUGAUUGUUUAUGUAAAAUCUCUCUUUGAUUGGUGGAAAAAAUGAGAAGUGUGUGGACCUUUUUAAUUUCUGCAAUAAGUUUAUGGCACUAAUCAUCAAUGUAGUAGUACACCAUUUCGAUUAUAAUUGUAUGAGAAUGUACGGACUGGUUAUAAAAUAUUGGGAAGUUAUUAAUGAUGGCCAGCUGGAAAAAAUGUGUGACCACACAACCAACAAGACCCAGGGUGGCCAUGCGCAGUCUUCACUACUGCACUCCAAACAUAGUCUGUGAAAUUCUUAUCAGCAAAGUGAUACUCCUGAGACCCCUUUAAAGAGUGAAGGUUAAAGAGUAAAAUUUGGUGGUUUACUAUAUAUUGCUGUAAAUGAAAAUAAAUGUAUCUUCAUAUUCA